Diuraphis noxia (Russian wheat aphid) is the source of this 916-nucleotide messenger RNA. RefSeq names its product zinc finger protein 711-like. Gene Ontology annotation, biological process: regulation of transcription by RNA polymerase II. The record is from RefSeq and is a predicted model, not a curated record. NCBI's taxonomy places the organism in Eukaryota, Metazoa, Arthropoda, Insecta, Hemiptera, Aphididae. Gene Ontology annotation, molecular function: DNA-binding transcription activator activity, RNA polymerase II-specific; zinc ion binding; RNA polymerase II cis-regulatory region sequence-specific DNA binding. Gene Ontology annotation, cellular component: nucleus.
GUUAGAAAUGUAUGCAAACUUUCAAGAAGAUUUUAKUGAAUUUGAUAUAAAUGAAGUAAUAGUUCAAGAAAAUAAUAAUAAAGAAAAUGAGUUUGGUAAUAUUAUGAGGGGACGUAAUAUUGAAAAUAUUGUACAUACAACCUAUAAUACUUUAGGAAGUACAAAUCAAAUACAAUGUUUACGCUGUACAAAUACUUUUACCAGUGGUACAGAAUUAAGACGCCAUAUUCUGUUAAAUCAUAAUUUAAAAGACUUAGAUUGUCAUCAYUGUUUUCGUCGCUGUUCUAAUUUGUUGGAAUUUGAAAACCAUGUAAAAUUACAUUUUAAAGCUCAACAUCCAUACUACCCAUGUGAUUUAUGUAUGAUCAGCUUCAACAAUUUGGCAAAUCUUAUACUUCACAUCAAGACACAUGACAUACCACAUUCUAAAGAAUGGGCACUUAUUUACAACCUAUCUGAUAAAUCAACAUUUUUUGGUUGCCAAUACUGUAAUAAGACUUUUGUACAUGAAGCAUCUAGGCAAAUCCAUGAACGUAUUCAUUUUACAUGCUUAAUAUGUGAGACAUGCGGUAAGCAAUUGCCAAAUAAAUCUCAGUUGAGUGUACAUCAGCGUCAACAUACUGGGGAAAGGCCUUAUCAGUGUAUGAAUUGUGGUGCUUCGUUUAAAUGCUUGUCAACAUUACGCCAACAUGAAGUUGUUCACUACGAAAAAAAAUACAGCUGUGAAGUCUGUUUACGUAAGUUUAGCAGACCAGAGAAGGUGCGUAUACAUAUGAGAGUGCACACAGGAGAAAAGCCCUACAACUGUUUGGUAUGCAAUAAAAAAUAUCAACAGAAAAAUGAUUUAAAUCGUCAUGUAAAAAAGAAACACGAGGAGAAUUACGUUAUGAAUAAUAUCAGACUAAACUUGUUUUAA